UCUAAGCUCACCCCAACAAAAAGACCUCAGAAGCAAGUCUCACAUCAUUCCUGUCUCCUUGCUCGAGGAUGGCAAACCCCGCUUCGAGCCAGCUGGUUCAACACCUGGCGGACCGAGCCCUCACUCCCAUCGUCUCCUCUUCUCGGGCCCCCUCUGCCAACAACCACAAUCCGCAGUCGCAAGCUCAAGCGCAAGCACUGGCGUCUCUCACAACAACUGCAAUUACAGCCUACGAUACAGCUUCCAGAUUAGGUCUUGGUCUACCGCAGCGAAUCAUGAUUGAGACGCAAUCCUCGGGUCCAAUCAUACUCCAUUCGUAUCUCAAUCCACCAUCGGUGCAGCGAGCACCAACAGUAUACGUAGAUCAUCACGAGGAUGUACGAGGCAUUGUGGAACAGGCACGGGAAGAUCUGAGGCCCUUAUCUGGGACUACAGACACUGAAGGCAUGGGCGAACACGGAGACAACAGCGAAGUACUGGUCAAUGGGGACCCUGGUGGUGCCGAGGACGCGGAGGAAAGCUCUGUCCAGCCACUGCCGAUGUUGAUUGCUUCAGUUGUAGCGCCCACUGCUGCAGAUGCAGUAUAUGCAAGAAGAGCGGCCGCGAGAUUAGAGCAGACUGGGAGAAUUGUCCAGAGGGAAUGGAUAAGGGAACAUGAGGGGUCACAUGCGGCGGUUGCAGAUGGCGAAGAUGGUUGAGAAAUCUUACCAUGCCACCAUGAAGCUUGUAAGAUCGAUCCUUUUGGGGGCAAAAGUCCUGAGCAGAUGCUAGAGAUGGUAAGGAGUGAUGAAAGAGGUUUAUCCUGCAGCCUCCAGAUUGGCUCCAGAGACAUCUGGUGAUGGCUACUUCGUCAAUGAACGAAGGGGAGGACGGCGCAGUGUGGAGUAUUAUACUCCCAGGGCUAGAGCUGGGGAUACAUCUGGGUAGGUAUCACAAGUAGAGGGCCGGAGAAGUCACCCAAUAUACCGCAUGCAAAUGAAUUGCCUCGUA
Messenger RNA from Hyaloscypha bicolor E, 990 nucleotides. RefSeq lists its product as uncharacterized. The transcript has a single exon. Lineage: Eukaryota; Fungi; Ascomycota; Leotiomycetes; Helotiales; Hyaloscyphaceae. The coding region runs from base 69 to 698 and encodes 209 amino acids. The record is from RefSeq and is a predicted model, not a curated record.